This is a messenger RNA of Effrenium voratum, 1416 nucleotides long. Lineage: Eukaryota; Dinophyceae; Suessiales; Symbiodiniaceae. The record is from the annotation of a GenBank genome assembly.
CCUCCAGAUUUCGGCGAACACUUGGCUGGCCCGAAGCCGCACAUGCCGCGCUUCUCAGAGUGGGCAGAGCAGCAGCGGAAAGAGUCCGACAACGCUUUGAACAUAGCGGGCUUUUGCAUCGAUGCGGUGGCGCGCAGAGAGCUGCAGGCCUUUCAGGUCGACAACAGCGCCUUGUGCUCGCAAAGCUCGGGCCUGCGCUACCGCACGGCGGAGGGCGGGAAGAAUCCAGCGUUGAAGGUGGUGCCCUGGGGCAAAGUGGUUUGGGGAGUGCUGGACGACGCUGGAGAGUGGCUCAAAGUGAAGCCCGGGCGAUACUUGCCCGUCAGCGUGGACGGUGUGCAAGUGCUGAAAGCAGUGGAAGCCGAGCAGGUCUCAGAAGAGGAGGCCGCUGCCCCGGAGCCGCGGCUAGGCUCUUUGAAGGUUCCUGAGAAGUUUCGCCCUGCGCCGGAGCAGUCCGAUCUUUCAGAGCAGGGAUGCUGGUACAAGAUCUCCGCGGAGCGCGUCGUGCUGCGGGAGGGCCCGUCACUUGGCUCGGCUGCCAUCAGCUCUUUGCGACGAGGUGCAAGGCUGGAGCUGUUCGGCUGGGAUGACACAAGAAAGUGGCGUCGAUGCUUGGAGCCUAGGACAGCGCUGAGAGGCUGGGUGUUGUUGGAGCACCCGGACCUGGGGCCCUUGGUGUGCCCGCAGAACCCGAGCCUCGCCUGGCGGCCUCGGCCUUUGUGCGAUGCCGCAGCCGAGGGGCGCCUAGAGGACCUCAGGUGCUUCCUGCAAGAGGGCGGGGACCUGCAAGAAGCGCUGGUGCUGAGCGCGGCGAGCAAUCAACUGGCCUGCUUGGUGCGGCUGAUAGAGGCUGGCGCCGAUGCUGCGGAAGCCCUCAAGGAAUGCGUCCGGAGGGGGGAGGAGCUCGACGUGCAGUCCGCAGCCCUGCUGAGUGCGGCUGCGGGCAAGAGUGCCAAUCAGCCCGCGUUGCAGCUGGCGCUGAAGCGCCUUGCAGAGCCCGAGAGGAAGGUGGCCGAAGAUCAGCUGAAGCUGAAGUCAGGCGUCAUGAGCAAGGAGGCGCUCCUCGAAGCCCUGGAGGGUGAGGCUGCCACGGAGGCACCGGACUCGCCUUCGCCACGAGCGCAGGCGUUCGAAGCUGUGCCUCGAGGAGAGCUGUACGAGGUGGUCUACCAAGCGGUAUGGAUCCGCAAUGCGCCUGAUGGGAAGGGCCAGCAGAUCACAAAGCGCAUGUGCAAGGACCGUUUCCGAAUCCUGGGCUUCGAUGAGUCUGGGAACUGGGGCAAGCUGAAGGUGUUGCUGCGGGAGGGCGAAGCGGUCGGCUGGGUCAUGCUGCAGCACCCGGACUUGGGUGAGCUCAUCAGGAAGUGCGCUGACAACGACGAGCGCGGCGGUUUGCUUAAGCCGGAGGAGCUGUGA